Suillus fuscotomentosus is the source of this 1438-nucleotide messenger RNA. RefSeq lists its product as uncharacterized. Bases 295 to 1335 code for a protein of 346 amino acids. The record is from RefSeq and is a predicted model, not a curated record. NCBI's taxonomy places the organism in Eukaryota, Fungi, Basidiomycota, Agaricomycetes, Boletales, Suillaceae. The transcript has 5 exons.
CGGUGUGCUAUCUCUUCCACUAUCACAGAGUCAUUUCGUCAACAGGGUAAUGAUCCAAAAACGAGAUUCACAUGGUAUGCGCAUGGCUUGUACAACUUUUGGCAUAGCCCAGAAUUAACCACAGAUGACACCGAAUACUGGGAAACUCAUGAUAUUGGGCUUGAUGACAGUAAGCUAGAGAUCGAUUCGACAGCAUUGAAGCUUGGUCCUUUCAGUCUGAAAGAGGACAAUGAGGGGAUAGGAAAACCUGUCAAGUUCGUCGCAUUUGGUCCCGUCCAGCAGCCUGAAGAUAACAUGGACGAAUAUAUCCGUUUGCGGUGCAUGAGUGACUUGUCCAAUACGUGGGGCUACCCUCACGAUAUUCCGCCUUACUUAUCGUUGGUCGACAAAGAAAGGCUCGAUACCUUGUCCCAAGAGUUACCGCCCACAGACAUUGAACGCUGGAAUUCAUUCGCUGAACUUCAGAUGCGUAGACGGUUGUUCCAGUGUCAGUGCGACGCAUGUCAUUACCUUGUUAGUGAUAUCCUUCAUCGUUGUAUAGAUUGCGAGUCCAAUGACUAUGAUGUGUGUGCAGAUUGCGAAUCUCAGCCGGUCUCAGAUCACAAAUACCCAUCCGACCACAAGUCAACACACAACAUGCUUGUCUUUCGCAUGUCGAUACCUCAUGGUCGCUACAGCAGAAUCCGGUGGUAUGCCAGGAAUUUCUUAUCCACUUGCGUGCCCGCUGCAGUACCGCUAGAAGCACCAUUGACUGCGCGAGAAGACGAAUCUCAAACACAAUCAGAUGAGCCUGAACUCACGCAUCCGAUAGAAGCUACUCGAGCAGACGAUUCUUCCACCUCUGUUGAUUUGCAGGAAGGUGAUGAGAAGCUGAAUGGGAACCCGGGAGUAGUAUCUGGGGGAAUACCUAAAACCUCAGCCGCGAAUGGGGAUCUACAUGCUUGUACUGAAUGCGGUGUCAAGAUGAAGGGCAUUUUUUGUGUAUGCCUUACCUGCGCAGAACUCUAUUCCCCCAUUGCCCUAUGCGGCGAUUGUGCUUUUCGUGAUGUGUUCAACGUGGCCACGAAUCACCACCCUUACAAACACUGGCUGGUCAAGAUCAAAGACCGGGUUCAAGAUAUAAGCAUCGAAACAUCAGAUGAACCUUUGGCCAACGUGGACGAAUCUACUUCGCUUUCCUUACGAGUCGAUAAGUUGGCUGCAAUGGUGGAAUCUCGUUUCGUAGAACUGGAUCUCCGGCUUAGUACACUUGUCACACAGGUUGAACACCUUGUGCAUAGUAUGGCUGCAUCGACAGGAAAAGCAGAGCUUCCCUCUGAAUCCGUCACUGAUUGAUUGGCUCAUAAAUUGGCAGACUGUUGUAUUUCUAGUAUAGAUCGAUCUAUACCAAAGUGUUAUAUAUACGUCCUUCGUACAUGUGAAAUAAACAUGUUUGUAA